Messenger RNA from Zasmidium cellare ATCC 36951, 3552 nucleotides. RefSeq lists its product as uncharacterized. The record is from RefSeq and is a predicted model, not a curated record. Gene Ontology annotation, molecular function: medium-chain fatty acid-CoA ligase activity. The transcript has a single exon. The coding region runs from base 1 to 3552 and encodes 1183 amino acids. NCBI's taxonomy places the organism in Eukaryota, Fungi, Ascomycota, Dothideomycetes, Mycosphaerellales, Mycosphaerellaceae. Gene Ontology annotation, biological process: fatty acid metabolic process.
AUGAGUGAGACAGCUCCUUCCAUCGAGUACGGCCCAGAGGUCGGCAGUCGACAGACCUCCCACCUCCAGCUCUUCCAAGAUGUCGUCAACGCCCAACCAAACGCAACCGCCCUCAUCGCCAAGCACCAGUCGCCCAGAGCCUUCCGCUGGGUGGGCAGCCAACACGUCGAUAAGGAUUACGUUCAAUGGACAUACGCAGAUCUGGAUCGCGGGGCUAGACGCCUCGCGACUGCCUUAAACAGACUGACGCAUAUCGAACGAAGGCCCAUCGCCGCUCUCAUCAACAAUCAGGUAGAAUGGGCUCUACUGUACUGGGCGUCCGCAUACCUGCAUUCGCCAUUCGUACCAAUCAAUCCAAAGAUCGCAACCAGGACCGAGGAAAUCAACCACAUGCUGGAUCUGGUCAGCCCGGUUGUGGUCAUUACUGCCGAUCUGACCAUUGCUGGCCAGCUGGAGCAAAGCCUUUCAGAGAAGCUGAUGUCGUCUAUAGCUGUCAGGAUGACCUUGUCGACAGCUGGCGCAGAGACCACGAAUCCUUGGAACCUUCUCUCGGGCGUCAUGUCAGGUGACCCAACGCCUCCUGAUACCCCAGACGUCGUGGCUGCCGACGACACAAUUGUCAUCCUCUUCACUAGCGGAACGACAUCGCUGCCCAAGCCAUGCGCUUUAACGAGCUUCCAAUGCCUGAACGCGGCAUUGGGUUACAUGGAUUCUCAAAAGAUCAAUUCCAGCCAUCGAUUUGUACAACAUCUUCCUGGGUUCCACUCGUACGGCAUAGGAUGGUCGCUCGGUCUGUGGCUCAAGGGCGGCUUGAUCAUCUACCCGUCAGAGUCCUUCGAGGCGCAAGCGACCCUGGAGUGCUUCGACCAGCUUAAAGCUACGCACAUGGGUCUCGUCCCCACAACUGCUCAAGCUAUCCUCGCACAUCCUUCUUUCGCCAAGACAGAUCUUAGCACUCUUGUCAGUGUUGACAUCUCUGGAGCAGGUGUUCUGCCCAGUCUCGUUGACUCCUGCACGGCAGCGUUGAAGGUUCCCUCCACAACCAGCUAUGGCAUGACCGAAAGUCCUGGCACCGCCACAUGGGGUGUCGAUGAAGGCUCUGUUCUUCGUGAAGGUGAGGUCAUGUCUGGUAGACCGGUGCGAAAUGCAGUCAUGAAGAUUUGUGAGCCUGGAACUCGAAACGUUGUACCUCGUGGCGACUUUGGUGAGCUUCACAAUGGUGGCCCGCAGGUCAUUCCGCACUAUAUGGACUCUCGAGUCUCUCAGAAGGACUUUUACCAAGACGACGAGGGCAUCAGGUGGAUCAUCACUGGAGACCAGGCAGUCAUGGAUGUGGACGGUGCUGUGCGGAUCACUGGAAGAUACAAAGAUAUGAUCAUCCGAGGUGGCGAGAACAUCUCCCCUGCCAGUAUUGAGGACUACCUGAGUAAGAAAGAAGAUGUCUUCACUGCAUAUGUUGUGGGUGCUCCAGACGACAUGGCCGGCGAAGUGCCAAUCGCUGUUAUCACCACUGUGGACGACCGAGAAGCCAACCUGUCGGAGCUGAAGCAAGACGUUACCCGAGACCUUGGUGCGGCUUUUGCGCCAAAGAUGAUCCUCCACCUGAAGAAAGACCUUGGAUUGGACGCCUACCCCAGUACAGCGUCUGGCAAGAUUCGCAAGGUCGAAUUGGCCAAGGUUGUUCGCGAGUACUUAAAGGCGCAACAAGAAGCAGGCCUCGACAAGUCUGGCUCGACCAUUGACUCUCUCAUUGGUAUCUGGAAGAUGAUUAGUGGCACCGAUGGCCUGCUCCCAUCUACCCUCAUUGAGUCCUUUGCUGACUCACUGAUGAUGAUGCAGCUGUCAGGCAUGGUGAAGAAAGAGCUUGACAGAGACAUCACUGUCGAGGACUUCAAACUGUGCGAGACGAUUCAAAGCCAGGCCGACUUGAUUGAGUCGAGACCUUUAAAGAGUGCUGUUGUUGCGAAGCCUAUGCGCGAAGGACCUCCGACGAUUCAUGACAUGCCUCAUGCGCACGACCAGCCGGAGGUCUUCGAGCGGACACAAACGGCCGUCACAGGCCUGAUUGCUCCCCUCGGAAUGAAGUGGGAGGAUGUUGAGGAUGUCAUUCCACUUCCGGACUGGGACACAAUCUUCUGCUACCGCUCUCGCCCGUCUUCCUGGAACUUGCGCUUCAGCUAUAACGCACCUGUUGACGCAAGUGCGCUAGAAGGAGCCGUCAAAGCGUCGCUGGAGUAUCACCCGACCAUGAGAUCUAUGGCACUCGAGCAAGAUGGAGAGACCCUGCUUGUCACUGUUCGAUCUUCGGAAGAAUGGUUCAAGGCUUCGAUCACCACCGGUUGGGCAGUUCAGACUAAAGAAGAUGUCAACACUUUACUUCUGGACGACCCCGUAUAUGACAACGCGAGCGCGCCAGGACCUCUCGUUCGAUUCCAUAUUGCCAGAGUGCUGAGUGACGGUACUUCUGGCCUUGUGCUCAUUGCAUCGCACUCAGUCAAUGAUAUGAGCAUGACAAAAAUCUGGCUCGAGGACAUUGUCAAUCUCUUGACUGGGGAAGGGACUGUCGGUCACCACGCGCAAUUCAAAGACUAUGCAACCGCUUUCUUCGACCACCGAGACGGUCUCGAAGCAGACAACGGAAUCUCCUACUGGGCACAAAAGCACCAAGGCAUCAGCCUCCUCCCAGAAUCAACAUACUGGCCAGCACAAAGGGCCGCCGAAUGGUUCAAAGGUGUCGACGCAGGCUGGUCCCGCUGGAAUGGCGGUAAAGCACGACGAGGCGAGCGCUCUGUGGCUCAGUCCGAGAAGAUCAAAGCACAGAAAGGAAUCCGAAGGAUGGUUAAAGUCGACGACAUCCUAAAACUAAAGGCCGAGCACAACGUCCCCGUCUUCAUGCUCGUCAAAGCCGCCAUCGCCAUUAUGAACAUCUCUAAGACCGGCGCUAAGGAAGCCAUCUUCGGGACGAUCAAUGCCGCGCGAACAUGGCCCUUCAGCUCAGAUUACAGCGCUCUCGAGCGCGAAGCAUACACUGGCAACCCCCUCGACAUUUCCGGUUGCACGACCGAGUACGUCCUCGACAGAAUCCCUGUCGGUACAUCCAAGUCUCUUUUGGCGUUCAUGCAGCAAGUCACCAAGGACGAAGAGCAAAACUCUGCCUUUGCCCACACGCCUUUCUUCCGCAUCGUUGACCGUCUGCGAGAUCCCAUCUCCGCCGACGAUACCAGGACAUUCGCCGAACGGGAGCGAGACGCAGACUCCAUCCUCCCCUUGAUCCGUCGACAGAGCUUCAACUGGCUGCCCACAGCCCCGACCGCACAGAAUCCGAAGGGUCUGCGAUUCCAGGAGAUGUUGACAAGAAUGGAUAACGGUUUGACCAUCACAGGUUUCCUAGCAGAUGACAAACGCAGCGUCGCUUUGAGUUUCAGCUGGGAUGCCGAACAUCUCUCCUUCGCAGAGGCGGAGCGCGCAUUGGAUGAAGUCGUUGCCUUUGUGGACAAGAUGGGCAAGGAGGAGAACUGGGGAGCGAGUGUCGCGGAUUUGUUGAGGAUGUAA